AUGGCUGACCUUCCCUCACUCGCGGCAAUCCCAUCCCUCCCCCAGGAAAACCAACUCCGGGUGCUUGAUACGCUCUUUGAGCCAUCGCCGGAGCUCCACCAGCUGAUGAUCCCCGUACUGGCCCAGGCGUUUCCUUCAUACUCAGCGCUCAUCGAUGCAGUAGGGGGUCGCAUGUCCACACUGGUGGAUUCUCCGACUGACCGAAACGUGCUUUUUGGCAUUCUCGGCUCGCACCCGCGGCUUGGCCGAGCCCCCGCCAACCCGGAGCAUUUGAGCGAGCUGAGCCAGAAGGAACAGGCCCAAUUGAACACUGGCGCCGAAAAGCAGGCGGAGAAGUUAAGCAUAUUGAAUGCGGAAUACGAGAAAAAGUUCCCCGGGUUGCGAUUUGUCACAUUCGUGAACGGUCGGAGUCGCGAUCUGAUCAUGGUGGAAAUGCGCCAACGCAUCGAACGCGGUAAUGAGGCGCGUGAGAUUGAAGAGACCAUUCAGGUAAUGUUCGGUGUGUUCCAGAUUAGUUCGUAA
Messenger RNA from Penicillium salamii, 522 nucleotides. The record is from the annotation of a GenBank genome assembly. Lineage: Eukaryota; Fungi; Ascomycota; Eurotiomycetes; Eurotiales; Aspergillaceae.